UGUUCUGUAGUAACGCCCGUUGCAAGUCUAAUAUCAAGGACCGAUCUCAAUCAAUUGUCUUCCUGCAUUUCAUUCCGGUCGCUAUCGCAGCUGCUGUCGGACCCGUUGAAGGCAGUUCUCCAAUUCUUAUCGCGCUCGCAGGGGCACUGAUCGCGCCAUUCGUAUCUCACUCUCAGAAGCCCCUCACCACCAUGUCAGCUCCGACUCCUCUCUCUUCCUCUGCUCCGUCUUUGUCUUCAUCGUGCUCUCCACAUGGCGGCCCUUCUGUCGACCUCCGAGGCUUCAAAUGCCGUGUAUCAAGACGGACAAUUGACUUGGAGUGAUGGAAAGCUCAGAGAUGAAGACAUAAUCGCAGUGACGAGCACUGACGGGAGUGACAUCAGACACGCGGUAUGGAGUCUUGCACCGACCGACACUACGACAAGCCCGACGCAAUCUCCUUUCGAGUUACGCGCUACAUCUGCGACGAACCUUCCUGCGAAUUUUCUUGAACGAUACCUCCUUCGAGCCCUGCCAGACCCGUUGAAUCCCGAGGGAAGUGAUAUACACGUACUUGUCUCGACGCUGUCAGGUACAGGUCUGGCGCUUGGUUUCUUCGAAAAGGUGCUGCAACCUCUUUUAAGGGCGAUCGGAUUGGCGGACUCGAAAUACAAUGUUCUGAGGACGAAGAGUGCCGCAUCCGUGAAGGAGUUUGCACAGUCAACCCUGCUGGUUAAUGCGAACAAGGGAAAGAAGCAGACGGUGUUAAUGCUCAGUGGUGAUGGUGGAAUUGUGGAUACCAUUAACGGGCUGCUGGAAAACGGAAAUUUCUCGAGUACCUAUGUCAAACCCAUUGUUACCCAGCUUCCUCUUGGUACCGGAAACGCUCUUUUUCACUCUUUGCACCGGCCCUCUCCACUUCCUUCUAUCUAUAUUCAAGGGCUGCGAACCCUGUUCCAUGGCAAACCUCGACCGCUUCCCCUCUUCCGUGCAUCCUUCUCUCCAGGUGCACGUGCCCUGUCCAACGAAGGCCGAACAGCUACACCCCUCCAAAAUGAUAGACUCUACGGCGCCGUGGUAGCCUCGUAUGGCUUACAUGCGACACUGGUUGCAGACUCUGAUACUACAGAAUAUCGAGCACACGGAGAUAAGCGUUUUGGCCUUGUUGCAACCGACCUUCUCUUCCCUCAAGGCGGGGCUGGUCCUCAUGCUUAUAAAGCCGAUAUUACACUUUUCAAGUCCGGAAAGGGGGAAGUGGUUGAUAGGAAGGAGCAUGGCUAUAUACUGGCUAGUCUUGUGUCAAAUCUGGAAAAGACGUUCACGAUUUCACCCUUAAGCAAACCACUGGAUGGCCAGCUCCGUGUCGUGCAUUUUGGAGCGGUUAGCGGGGAACAGGCAAUGGGGGUUAUGAAAGAGGCAUAUAAUAAUGGGAACCAUAUAAGCCUGGAUGUGGUAGGGUAUGACAGCAUUGAGGGCUUGAGAAUUGAUUUCAAAGAGGAGGAUGAGGACUCGAAAUGGAGGCGCUGCUGUAUUGAUGGCUCCAUCGUUAGCGUUGAAAAGAAUGGCUGGAUGGAGGUGCGGACAGUUGACCAAAGCGAGGAGCCGGUGGAGGUUCUUGUUGACCUGUGAUGGUAGAUCCAUGCAUGGGAAGAUAAAGACUGUGUGUUUGCCUGUCUGCUUACAGUUCCAGGCUGGGUUUGUGUAGGCGCAAGGCUCUAGUGAUAUCCGAUAGAAGCGGUGGCUGAUAUCUUGUUAUGGGAGGAGCUUCGACUAAUGGUGCAGCUCUAAACUUUUACUUUUGCUCAGCCCUAUUACUUCUUUUCUCAGGAAUGUGAUUCCGCUGUCAAGGAAACAGCCGAAUCCUCGUUUCUGGACCAGAUUUUUAUAUUUUCACCGGAACGAUGACAAGAACAACAUCGAAUCAGAGAUGUAUUGAUACUUUCCUAGAAACUACUUCAUCCUCUUUUGUCU
Messenger RNA from Amorphotheca resinae ATCC 22711, 1950 nucleotides. RefSeq lists its product as hypothetical. Gene Ontology annotation, biological process: sphingosine biosynthetic process. Lineage: Eukaryota; Fungi; Ascomycota; Leotiomycetes; Helotiales; Amorphothecaceae. The transcript is spliced from 2 exons. The coding region runs from base 253 to 1608 and encodes 451 amino acids. Gene Ontology annotation, cellular component: intracellular membrane-bounded organelle; cytoplasm; membrane. The record is from RefSeq and is a predicted model, not a curated record.